Messenger RNA from Oryzias latipes (Japanese medaka), 4172 nucleotides. It is a transcript of the gene cyld3, whose product is annotated as cylindromatosis (turban tumor syndrome) 3. Gene Ontology annotation, biological process: protein deubiquitination. The record is from RefSeq and is a predicted model, not a curated record. Gene Ontology annotation, molecular function: cysteine-type deubiquitinase activity. Lineage: Eukaryota; Metazoa; Chordata; Actinopteri; Beloniformes; Adrianichthyidae.
GGUCAUCCGCUUCCUACUUCUGUUUGUUAUUGCACGGAGUUGCUUUAAAUGUUAGGGGUGUUGACACACAGCGGCGUACAAGUUUCAGAGUUUGUUAAACUUUGUGAGUUAUCCGUAAUAAGUUAAACAUUUGCGGUUUUAGUAGGAGAUAUGCCGCGAGCUCGGCUCCGCGUGCCUGAAUGGUUUAGCAGGCGAGACGUAAGUGAAGGAAGUUUGUCUUUGGUUACCUGUGAAGGAGCCGAUAGGUGAGCAGCAGCGCUCAUUGAAACAGUUUCUUGUCGGACGCCGUAAAACUAACUUUGGAGUGAAAACUCAACGUUUUGGACACUCGUCAAAGAUGUCCGGAGCUCACGAACAGGAGAGGAAGCGGCGCCCCUCUAAAACAUUUUUGAUCUCUGCCGACCUUCGCGUCCAUGAUGCCAUGGAAGGUUCCAUUCUGCUGAAGCGGGGGUCAUUUUGCCUGGAGCAAGAUUUGGCCAAAAGCAAGACGGACCAGGCCUGGGUGAAGGUGGUGGAGAAUGACAUCGUGCUAAAAGUAGAGAAAAAAUACCUGGUUGAGUUACACCAGGGCCUCGCUGGCCUGCUGGAGCCUGUGGUGGAUUUGGAAACUCGUGUGAACCUCAUGUAUGAACCCAACAAGCUGCAGCAACUGGCAUCUCUGCCGGUCAACACUCCGCUCUGGGUCAAUGUGGGCCAGCAUGGUGAGCUGGCAGAGGCGGAGCUUAGGUAUGUGGGACCCCUGAGCAGAGGCAGCAACGCUGUGUACUUUGGGGUAGAGCUGAAGGGUUCAGCAGUGGGCAAAGGUACCACCAACGGCACCCACAGGGGCCACCGCCUCUUCACCUGCCCCGACGCCUGCGGCCUCUUCGUCCCAAUCAGCCAUGUCCAUCCCCGCACCUGGUCCCGCUCCAAUGUCUUAGAAGCACAAGCGCGAGCUCAAGAGCGAAACCACCACCGCAGCAACGGGCGUGCCGCUCCGCCACAAAACCGCCGCAGCCUCCACAAGGCUCGCUCUGCACAUCCUCAACACAUCAUCCCAGGUCCGGCAGAGCCACCCUCCACCCUGGCUCAGAACCAGGUUCAGGGCCCAUUCCAGGUUGGACAGCGAGUGAGCGUCCAUCAGGAUGAAAACGUCUGUGCUGGGGAGGUGCGCUUCUGUGGGGCCCUACCUGGACGCUCCUCUUCUGAAUUUCACGUUGGAGUUCUUCUGGACGCUCCUGUUGGGAAUUGGGACGGGACUUACAGGGGGGAGAAGCUCUGCCACAUUCCCUCCAAGCUCUACGGACUCCUGCUGCCAGCCAGUGCCAUUUCCCCGGAGCAAAACGGCCAUCAGAAACCUCCUCAGCCUAAACCCCUUAUGAAGCAGCCUCUGCCUCCUGCCACCAAGCCAGCCUCCACAACAUUCCCUGCUGUUGCUCCCAAGGUCGCCCUCUUGCCCCCCACCAAACAGGGAGUCAAACCACCCCCCUUACCUCCACCAAAAGCCACACAGAAAGUACUGCCCACUCCUCCGGUCCCUCCCCCAAAACCCCCAAACCUGGCAUCUGAUUUGGAAAAGCUGCAGCCCUCCAACGGCGUGCACGGCCCUCCUUCACCGCUGACCCUUUCAGACGAUGCAGAGAGCUCAAAGGAGGAUGAGGAGGAGGAGCCAAGGAGCGACCUGGAGGUGGGCUCGAUGGUGGAAGUGAAUGACCCGCCCCUGUACGGGGUCAUCCGCUGGAUAGGACGGAUCAGCGGCGUCCCUGAAACGGUGGCUGGGAUCGAGCUGGACCAGGAGCUUUCUGCUGGAACAGACGGCAGCUACCUCGGGGAGCGACGCUUUCGUUGCCCUGCCAACAAGGGUCUGUUUGUGAAGCUUCGUAACUGUAGGCGGGAUUCCAGAUUCCCCGCCCCUGAAACGCCUGUCAAUCAGGUGGAACGAUGCAACUCCAUAGCCUUUGCAGAGUGGGGGAGCAAACGCGUGGAGGAGCACACUCCUCCUGUGGAUGGAGAUGAGGCCAGGGAGCUCUACCAAGGCUGGAAGAAAGGCAUCCAGGGGCACCUGAACUCCUGCUACCUGGAUGCUACCCUGUUCAGCCUGUUCUCCUGCUGCAGCUCGGCUGACUGGCUGCUGUUUUGGCCGUCUGACCCUGAGGAACACCGCAGCGCCGUUCAGGCUCAGGACCAGCUGCGCUGCGAGAUCGUCAACCCGCUUCGAAGGAACGGUUAUGUGUGUGCCAGUAAGACCAUGGCUCUGAGACGCAUGCUGGAGGCUGCCAACAAUGACGCCAGCUUCACCAGUCAGGAGAAAGAUCCAGAGGAGUUCCUGAACAAGCUAUUCCAGCUCCUGAGAGUGGAGCCGCUCCUCAAGAUCAGGUCGAUGAGUCUUGACCCUCAGGAGUGCCACCUGUACCAGCUUUUCCCGCCAACACACCCACCGUCUCCGUCCUCUCCCACCUCCCCCGUUGAAUCCCCCAUCCCUCUGUCGUUGCCCCCGUCCUUGAGGGUGGCCAGCGUCCAGAACCUGCUAGAAACCUCUUUCAUGCACACCGGGCUCAAGUUUGUUGAGGCCCCCUCCUGUCUCCUGCUGCUUAUGCCAAGGUUUGGCAAGGACUUCAAAAUGUUUGACGCCAUCUUGCCCACGCUCAGUCUGGACAUCACUGACCUCCUGGAUGACACUCUGCGGCAGUGCAGCAUCUGUCAGAGUGUGGCGGAGUGGGAGUGCCUGCAGUGCUACGAGGACCCAGACAUCACUCCUGGACAUCUGAAGCAGUACUGCCAAACCUGCAACACUCAGGUUCACAGCCACAGGAACCGGCUGUCCCACAGCCCCGUGAAGAUCGGGAUCCCUGAAGGCCCGUGGUCAGGCCCUCUUAUCUGCACCCGCCGCAAAAUGUCUCUUUUCGCCGUGACGUGCAUCGAGACCAGCCACUACGUGAGCUUCGUCAAGCACGGCCCCCAGCCCACCGACUGGCUGUUCUUCGACAGCAUGGCUGACCGAGAAGGUGGACAGAAUGGCUUCAAUAUCCCCCAAGUCAAGGCGUGUCCCGAGGUUGGCCGCUACCUCAGUCUCUCAGAGGAGGAGCUGAGCAGAGUGGACCCCGCCUCCUUGCGGGAGACGGUCCGCCGCCUACUCUGUGACUCAUACAUGUGUCUGUACCACAGCCCUGAACUCAGCCUGUACCGGUGAUCAGCCAUCCUGCAGACUGAGCAGCUGUACUCCGCCCUUCCUCUCUGCUGAGACUUAAAACAUUGCUUUUCUCGUUUAAAGUGUGUGUGAGAUGGGGGGGAGUCUGCAGAUGUGGGGUGUGUCUUCUGAAACUGGGACCAUGGUUCUUUCAUUUUAAAGGACAUAAAAUCUGCAGUUUCACACUGACAAUCAGAGAAACAGCAUUUUCAAUCUAAACAAACUAAAUACCUUGUCCCAAAGGUUUGAUGUUUUUAUUUAUUCUGUAUAUUUGUCAGCUGUAAAUGAUGGUUUGUCUGGAAACAAAGAGAGGGACCAGAGGAGGAUUCCUGCAUGGAUUUAGGAAAGAGCUUGAGAGCAGCAGUGACUGUUGGGGAUUACAAACGCUGGGAUUUAUUAAAGGAGUUUGUUGUUACUUCUAAUGGGAUUCGAUGGUAAAGAUAGAUAGACAACUUUAUUUAUCCAUUUGGGAGGUUCCCGCAUGGAAACUGAUUAAAGCUCUCCUCCCAGCUGAAAAUGCACAUGUGUGUCCAACACUGGAUCAUCAACCCAGACUUUACAUUUUUUUUUUUUAAAUCAAGAUUGUACUUGGUUUAUCCCUAGAUGGGAGUUAGUUUAAUCAUUAAUAACUGUCCAAUUCAUUGCACCUUCUGUGAUCAGCGUUCACUCUAUACCUGUAUUGAUUGUAGAUGAAGCUGCUCUGCUCCAAACCAGCCACACAGCUGGAAGAACAAGAAAGCAGUAACCCUCAGGACGCGAGCCUUAUGAGCAAUUGUGAGCACAGCAGCAUGCUGGGAAAUAUUUCCACAACCUUUAAAAAUGUACAUGUGCUGCAAAGUACCGCUGUGACUCACCAGAACCUGACCAUAGAACUUGCACUGUUUCACAAAUUUCUCAGAGUUUGUACAGAAUUAUGUUUUUGCGCACAGGUGUUUGAACUUCAUAGAUACUGACUUUGAUUUAAUAUAUAACAGCCACCGGCAAAAAUAAAAGACUACCAAAAAUA